GUGCUGGCAACCUCUCCAUUAAUGCCUCGAUCUUUAUUUCGGCUAUUUUUGAUUGCGUAUACGAGUUAACCAAUUGAGAAGCUACACUUAAAUUAAGACAAGUGCGAAAGUAACUUUAAAAAGCCGGAAAAGAAGCCAAUUGGUCUUCCUGAAUAACUUUCCGAUCAAAUAUUCUAAUAAUCCAGAAAUAAUCUGUGAAACAUGGCCGAGUCAAAUAGUGGAAGACUGCUCAACAUACAUAAAAACGAUGCAAAGAAACUCUCCCCUUUGAGGGAUUAUUGCAGGUGCGACAUAAGCACCUGCAAUAACAAUCGAUGUUCUUGCUAUAAAAAAUCCGUUUUUUGCACUCAAAAGUGCAAAUGCACUUUGGAAUGCCAAAAUAAUGCCGUAGUUACGAUGCAGUCUCGGUCGACGCAAACUGUUGUAUGUCCAAUAAAAUUAGCCGAAGAUUCUAGCGAAUUUAAGCAGCUAUACGAGUAUAUUGAAUUGAAAAAAAAAGUAACGAAUUUAGAAAAAGAACUAAUGAAUUCAAAAGAAGAAGUAGUGAAUUUUAGAAAAGAACUAACGAAUUCACAAGAAGAAAUAACAAAUUUAAAAAAAGUCAUUUAUGAGAAAAAUGGAAAAAUUCGAACAUUGAAUAAUAAAAUACAGGAAUUGACGGGCAAUUUCCGAAUUUUUGUUCGGAUUCGCCCACAAACUCCAAAAGAAGAAAAAAAAGCCCUGUGUACCAUAAAUUUCAUAGAUGACUGUACAAUUGAAUUAAUUAGUAAACCGAAUAAAUUGAAUAUUAGCUGCAGUAAUUCGCUAGAGAAAAAACAAAAAUUUACGUUUGAUAAAGUGUUUACAUCCAACACAUCACAAGCGGAUAUUUUUGAAGAACUAUCCCUUUUUGUACAAUCGGCACUUCAAGGAUACAAUGGAAAAACAUACACUAUGGAAGGAGAUAGUGAUUGUGAGACCGAAGGCGUAAUACCUAGAACGAUACGUCAGAUAUUUGAAGAGAUCAAGUUACUUAAUGAUCAUGAAUGUCAUAUUGAAGUGAGCUUCCUAGAAGUGUAUAAUGAAAUUAUUAUUGAUCUACUGGACACGGAACAAAAAGUCCACAAUAUAAAAAUGGUUAACAGUACAAGUAACAAUAUAUAUAUUACUAAUUUGACAAUUGAAAAAAUAAAAGAUCCAAAAGAAUGGUAUACAUUUUUUCAAAAAGCCCAGCGGAACCGAGCCACUACGGCUACACGGUCAAAUGAACGAUUAUCUAGGUCACACUUAGUGAUGACAUUAAGAAUAAGAAGGAUUUACAGAAAUGAAGUAUCCGUAGGACUUAUCAAUCUAAUUGAUCUUGCCGGUUCCGUAAGGCUAUCCAUCGAAGAAUGCGCAACCUUGGAAACCAAAUGUAUAAAUAAGUCUUUAGCAAAUCUUAGUAACGUGAUAUUAGCACUUAAAAAAUAUCAAGAACACAUUCCUUAUAGGAAUUCUAAACUAACACAUUUAUUAAUGCCUUCUCUGGGAGGCAAGUCUAAAAUUAUAAUGAUAAUCAAUAUUUCUCCACUCGAGGAGAAUAUUAAUGAAACUAUCAAUUCACUAAGAUUUGCACUUAUCGUUAAUAAUUGCACGACUGGCGCUGUUCAACGAAACAGAACGCGCGAUACUUAUUUAUAAAGAAAAAAAGCGCUAGAAAAAAUGGGACUUUUAAAAAAGUAAUAUAUAUAUGUAUGUAUCAAUAAUUUCAUUAAUUACAUGCGAAUAUCUAAUAUCUUUAAAUCUACAUAUCUUACGAGAAAAGUUAUACAUUUAUUAUUUGUAAUGUCAGACGUUUAUCUAAACGUUAUCUAUUUGUAUGAAAAAAUCUGUCAUUCUAAAUGUUGUUCAUAAUACGUUCUCUCAUCACCGGGUUAA
Solenopsis invicta (red fire ant) is the source of this 1896-nucleotide messenger RNA. Its product is annotated as protein claret segregational. The record is from RefSeq and is a predicted model, not a curated record. Gene Ontology annotation, molecular function: microtubule binding; ATP binding; microtubule motor activity. Gene Ontology annotation, biological process: microtubule-based movement. Lineage: Eukaryota; Metazoa; Arthropoda; Insecta; Hymenoptera; Formicidae.